Molecule: messenger RNA, 429 nt
Organism: Biomphalaria glabrata
Lineage: Eukaryota; Metazoa; Mollusca; Gastropoda; Planorbidae
Exons: 1
Coding region: 1-429 (142 amino acids)
Source: RefSeq, a predicted model, not a curated record
AUGUGUCGGAGCAGAGAUAAAGGCCUGUGUCGGAGCAGAGAUAAAGGCAUGCGUCGGAGCAGAGAUAAAGGCAUGCGUCGGAGCAGAGAUAAAGGAAUGUGUCGGAGCAGAGAUAAAGGAAUGUGUCGGAGCAGAGAUAAAGACAUGUGUCGGAGUAGAGAUAUAGGCAUGUGUCGGAGCAGAGAUAAAGGCAUGCGUUGGAGCAGAGAUAAAGGAAUGUGUCGGAGCAGAGAUAAAGGCAUGUGUCGGAGCAGAGAUAUAGGCAUGUGUCGGAGCAGAGAUAAAGGCAUGCGUCGGAGCAGAGAUAAAGGCCUGUGUCGGAGCAGAAAUAAAGGCAUGCGUCGGAGCAGAGAUAAAGCCUGUGUCGGAGCAGAGAUAAAGGCAUGUGUCGGAGCAGAGAUAAAGGCCUGUGUCGGGACCAGGAGUUAA